AAUCACUUCACAAAUCGCAUACAAAAUGUAGAACAUUUUUAUUGCAAAUUUUAAACAAAAUACCGGCGAUAAAAUCUGCAAAUAUUAUCGUCAAUAUAAACCUUAAAACGAAACUAUAAAAAGUUUUGGUGCAUCGCUGAGCGGUAGUAUUGAAUUGUCUAUACAGAGUUACGAAGUAAUAAAAUUUGUGCCAAAAAUAUGCGUAGUAUAAUUCUAAUUGCUUUUAUUGGCACCGUAUUGAGCAUUAUGAUGCAUCGGUGCAAUGCUGGAACACCAGUGACAUCUGAAAGUUCAGAGAUGUCCGUUCAACCCUUCAGAUAUAUGAGUCGUCGUGCCGCGCAAGGGGGCGGUGGCGGUGCAGGUGGUGGCGCUGGUGCUGGCAUGGGUUUUGGUUUCGGUGCAAAUAUGGGUGGCCAAGCAGGCGCUGAAGGAGGUGGACAAAGUGUCCAUUAAAUAUUUGAAGCAAUAAAACAUAACGGCACUUUUGGCAACGAUUGCAUAUCGAAAAGGACAACGUUUCUAAUAAUUCUACACUCAAAUCGUAACAACCAAAUAUAGUAAAGCGCACCAACAACUCAAAUAUUGUACAUGAACAUUUAAAAAUUCAUACAAAAUAUGUGAAUAAUAAUAAAUGAAUUAUAACCACGUUAGAUAUCAACGGCAAAGUAUAUUUGCGAAGUAUGCUAUUUUUUAUUAAUUACAAGUUUAGGCAGACAUGUACCUAUUAUCCAUCGCACCAAAAUUUAAUAGGAACAGAGUGAUUGAAGGUGUAAGCAUUGUCUUUUGCAAUAGUACAUUCCAGGGAAUUUCUAUCCAUUUUCUAUCGAUUAAGUUGUGAUAGAUGAAGUAUAUAAUAGUAAAAAAAAAAAAAUGGCGGUAUCUUCUGCGUUAAAAGUACUCACUAGGUAAGUUUCGGACUGCACUUGGCGUUACAAUUUGGCAGCAAAAUUUUACAUGCACGCUGAACUCUAAACUGAACUUCUCCAAAGUUACUUAGCUUGGAAAGAGCAGUUAACUACCAUAUAUAUAAUAAAUAUAUUUAUAUCUCGAUAAAUAAGUGACUAAAUUAAUGUUGCAUGUUACAGAAAGAGUCACAAACAAUUAUUCUUUAACAAAAUGUAAAAAAAAAAAAUUUAUUUCAUGUUUAAAUAAAUCACUGAGAUAGCAUCUUUUCUAUAUGUAUGUAAUGUGGUCUAAACUAGUAUUUUUAGCUACUAAACUAUAAAAAGGGAGUGCGAUGACAUUGAACUAAGUUAGUUUUCAAUUUACUACUGUUCAAAAACGUCAUCGAUUUUUUCUGGAAACAUGAAGUUCAUAGCAAUGAUUGCUUUGAUUUGCACAGUAUUGGCGGUGAUGAUGUACCCAACCAAUGCUCAAAUGCCCCAAAUGCCUCAAAUGCCUGGGAUGCCUGGUGGAAGUAAUGGCCUAAUCGAUCGUGCGCGUCGCUCUGCUCAAGGCGGUGGUGCUGGUGCAGGUGGUGGUGCUGGUGCCGGAAUGGGAUUUGGCAUGGGUGCUAAUAUGGGAGGAGGAGCACAAGGAGGCCAAUAAUUUUAGUUUUCAAAUAUUUAGUGCAAUAAAACAGAGCAGUACAGAAAUAUUAUA
This is a messenger RNA of Bactrocera oleae (olive fruit fly), 1602 nucleotides long. The record is from RefSeq and is a predicted model, not a curated record. Lineage: Eukaryota; Metazoa; Arthropoda; Insecta; Diptera; Tephritidae.